AAUAAUACAAAUACCAACCUCUUAUUUUAACUAUACGAAUUCGGAGAAGUUAGACUACCAUGAUCCAUUUAUACAUUUCGCAAGAACAAUUCCUAUACAACUCAAACAAGGUCUAACCAAUCGUGUCAACUUAAUAACGAUAAAUUACGCUCAACUUCCAACAUGGUCAACUUCCUCAGAGCCACCAUCAUAUUUAUCCUCAAACUUAAAACUCUACAUUGGUUUUGUUUUCAAUCCUGAACAAUCAAAUCGAUUAAUAGAUUAUGGACCAUCUCCUGAAGAUGAAACAGCAGCCUCACAAUUUCGAAAAUUGUGGGGAAAAAAAGCAGAAGUACGAAGAUUUAAGGAUGGUAGUAUACUAGAAUGUGUGGUUUGGAAUGUUAAAGGAAUUGAAGAACGCAGUCUUAUUGUUAGUCGAAUAGUCCAAUAUCUACUUAAUCUCCAUUAUGGAAUAAAAAAUAAAGGAAUUCAAUAUUUUACAGGGCAAUUAAAUGAAAUUGUUAUACCUUCAACAAAUCUUCCAAAAAGUAUUUAUAAUAAGAAUGGAAUUACAAAUGGAUUUCGAGAUGUAAUGCAAGCAUACGAUAAAUUAGUUAAACAAUUUAUGGCAUUAGAAAAUAUUCCUUUAAGAUUUUCUGGUAUUCGAGCUGCAAGUCCAACAUUAAGAUAUACUUCAAUAUUUAUUCCUCAACCACUUGCUCUCACAACUACGAAAAUAUCACAUUAUAUAGAUCCAAUUGAAAUUAUAAUUCAAUUUGAACAUUCUGCAAGAUGGCCUGAUGAUCUUGUAGCCAUACAAAAAAUGAAAAUUGCAUUUUAUAUACGACUUGCAUCACAAUUAGAACUUCAAUUUCCAGGAACUUGUGCUACGGUAGUAGCAGAUAAUAGCGAUAUGAUCAUUUCAGAAGCAUAUAUGGAUGUAAUUUCUGAUUCAAGAUUCGUGUUCAGAUGUAGAAUUUAUAAUGAACGAGAAAUAACAUUGUUGGAUCGUGGAAUUAAUGAUAAAAAAUCUAGUAAGCUUAAAAAAGAUACAUAUACGAAAGCUUUAGAAAUAGAGAAACAGAUGUUUGUAGAAAUUCCAAUGCAUACUUUACAAAUUCAGACUCUUUGCAAUAAGUGGCCAAGUUUGUCAUUGACUAUUAGACUUACAAAACGAUGGUUUAGUACACAUAUGUUGAGUGAUCAUGUUGAAGAAGAAUGGAUUGAAUGUCUGUCUUCACAAGUUUAUUUAGAACCAUGCCCUUGGAAUAGACCUGGUAGUGGAUUUGUAGGGUUUCUUCGAGUUUUAAAAUUGAUAUCUUCUUGGGAUUGGAAUAACGAAGCAAUGAUUGUGGAUUUAAGUGAAGAAAACAAAAGUUCUUUAAAAAAUAGUACAAACGAAAAUAAAAUUGAAGAUAUUAAACAAAGGUUUAAGAAUUUAAGGGCAUCGGAUGGAAGUUGCAAGCAUGGAUUAAUGUUCAUAGGCAUUACUAGUGGAAAUGUUUGGGGGAUUGAGAAACCUAGUAAAGUUGUCGCCAAUAGGAUAAAAGAAUUGGCCAAAUCUGCGCUUUUGUAUGCCGACGAAAUAAUAGAGAAGGGGGAAAAUAGGGA
Messenger RNA from Dentiscutata heterogama, 1590 nucleotides. The record is from the annotation of a GenBank genome assembly. NCBI's taxonomy places the organism in Eukaryota, Fungi, Glomeromycota, Glomeromycetes, Diversisporales, Gigasporaceae.